GUGUGAAGAUGGCGGCGCUCAUGAUGAGAGUUGCUCCUGGUCCUUUCGCGUCUGUUCGGGUUCACCGACCCGUUCUGCACUGUGCCGCGUCCGCCCUGCUCAAAUCCGUGAGUGUGUCUGCCGCUGCCUCUCAGUCAUUACCAGAGAGGGUAAAGAUUGUGGAGGUUGGACCCAGAGAUGGACUUCAGAAUGAGAAGACCAUUGUUCCCACGGAGGUGAAGAUCCGGCUCAUUGAUAUGCUCUCAGAAGCGGGACUUCCUGUCAUUGAGGCCACUAGUUUUGUUUCACCUAAAUGGGUUCCUCAGAUGGCUGAUCAGGAGGAAGUGAUGCGUGGCCUCCACAAGAAACCUGGAGUGAAUUACCCUGUUCUGACCCCUAACCUAAAGGGAUUUCAGGCUGCUGUGAAAGCUGGUGCAAAAGAGGUGGCCAUAUUUGGAGCUGCAUCAGAGCUCUUCAGUAAAAAGAACAUCAACUGCUCGGUGGAGGAGAGUCUUGUGCGCUUUGAGGAGGUGAUGAGAGCUGCCAAACAGGAGGGCGUUUCUGUGCGAGGCUAUGUGUCCUGUGUGUUGGGGUGUCCAUAUGAAGGAAAGGUGUCACCAAGCAAAGUGGCGGAGGUUGCUAAGCGACUGUAUUCUAUGGGCUGCUAUGAGGUUUCAUUGGGUGACACCAUUGGAGUGGGCACUCCGGGCGGCAUGACGGAGAUGCUGAACGCUGUGAAGAAAGAGCUUCCUGUGGAGGCUUUAGCAGUUCACUGUCAUGACACUUAUGGACAAGCACUGGCAAACAUACUUGUGGCAUUACAGAAUGGGGUAAGUGUCGUGGACUCGUCUGUUGCAGGGCUUGGUGGCUGUCCGUAUGCCCAAGGGGCCUCUGGGAAUGUGGCAACUGAAGAUGUGGUCUAUAUGCUGCAUGGACUGGGAAUCCAUACUGGAGUGGAUCUGCCCAGACUGUUGGACGCCGGUUCAUUCAUCUGUCAUUCACUCAACAGAAGGACCAAUUCAAAAGUAGCUCAGGCCUCCUGCAAGCUCUGAAGUCUGCUUCUCUUCUUGGACAUCACAGUACCCUUACGGUACCAUUUUGUCACACUAACCUCUUAGCACACAGUGAAAUCUACAUCUUGCUGGAAAUAAAUCUCUCUAUACUCAGCUGAGCUGGACGUUGAGUUUAAGCACUGUGUGUAGGAGUGAAAAGACUCCUAUAUAUGAGCUUAUAUAUCCUGAAAUUCACAAUCAGACUGUUUUCAUGUGCCUUGAUUACUGAUGAACUACAUAAAUGGUAACUACAGUGAACAUGUAUAGUUCUUAUAACUGAAAAUAUGUAAUGUAUUGCUGAAGCUAGAUUAAGCUAUGAUGCUCUAGCUGACAGCUCUCAUUUGACAGAGUUUUAAAAUAGUUUCUGGUUCGACUGCAUCACAUUACUAAAUUUGAUUAGUAUAACUGCUAAUGUUUCCCGUAAUAAGGCUUCACACAGUUUCAUAUCUGAUUCUUUCCAAUUCUCUUGCCUGCUAAUGCCAUUUUGACUCUUUUUGAACAGGAACUGUCAUUACCGGCAAAAGCUUUACAGUACUGGUAGUCAUAACAAACCUCGUUCAAAUGAAAAGACUCACGGAACUUAAGAUAACAACAUAGUGGGAAAUUAUGAAAAUUGGCGAUGGUUUCUUGCUCCAGGAACAAUUCAUAGCGGGGAAAUCCUUUUUCAUAAGUGUGUGUGUGUGUGUGUUACAGGAAGAAAUAAAAAAAGAUUUUUAGAA
Messenger RNA from Danio aesculapii, 1750 nucleotides. It is a transcript of the gene hmgcl, whose product is annotated as 3-hydroxy-3-methylglutaryl-CoA lyase. Gene Ontology annotation, molecular function: hydroxymethylglutaryl-CoA lyase activity. The record is from RefSeq and is a predicted model, not a curated record. Gene Ontology annotation, biological process: L-leucine catabolic process; ketone body biosynthetic process. NCBI's taxonomy places the organism in Eukaryota, Metazoa, Chordata, Actinopteri, Cypriniformes, Danionidae. The coding region runs from base 9 to 1031 and encodes 340 amino acids. The transcript has 8 exons.